AUGUACUUCUUCCUCACCAACCUGUCCUUCAUGGAUGUCUGCUUCACCUGCAACACCAUCCCCAAGAUGUUGGUGAACAUCCAAACACAGAGCCCAGCCAUCAGCUAUGCAGGCUGCAUCACACCGAUGCUCUUUUUGCUGCUAUGUGCCGCCAUUGCAACGCGGCUGGUUGUGCUCCUGAGAGAGGCCCAGGGGGCUGAGUCAGUGCUGCCCUGUGAACUCCCUGCCCCGCAGGAACCUCUGCAGGACCCCCGACUCGUCAGGAGCUGGGAAGGGUGUAGCCCUGCAGCCCGCUUCUUGCUUGCAAGGCUGGAGAACACACACACACCUCCAGCAUUGGUGUCAUUUGAAGAUGUGGCUGUGGACUUUACCCAGGAGGAAUGGCAGCACAUGGACAACACUCAGCGGACCCUGUACAGGGAUGUGAUGCUUGAGACUUAUAGCAAUCUACUAUCCUUGGGAUACAGCUUGAGAAAGCCUGAUGUGAUCUUGAAAUUGGAGCAAGAUUCUGCACCAUGGACAGUGGACAAAUUUACAAACCAGGGACUUCCAGAUUCCUACAGAAAGAAUGAACAGCUUGGAGCUAAUCAGAAAAGUCAAGAAAUAAUGUUCAGGAAAUCUGAAGAAGUGCCACUUGAGAUAAAGCAUACCUCUAAAUUUUCUGAGAAGAAACUCCAGAAUGGGGAAAAUCUCAGUCAGCACGAUAAAAUGCACACUUAUCAGCAGUCUUUUGAACACAACAAGAAAGAAAACACUUUCAGCAGGAAGAAGAUAUUCCUUAUGUAUGAGGAAGUUUAUACCAAUGAUGCAAGAAAAAAGCAACCUGUCAAUGUGGCAGAAUCAAUUCGGGUUAAAAAGAAAAUGUUCUAUAACAAUCCUGACUUUGCCAAACAUCACCAAACACAAUCAGAAGAGAGACCCCAUGAAUAUUUCCAGAGUGAGAAAUCUCUGAUUUAUAAAACAGAUGUCAAAGUCAAUCAGAUACCCCAAACAGCAAAAUGUCACUAUGUAUGUGGCUGUUGUAAAAAGCCUUUUAACUGUAAAUCUUGCGUUACCGGCAAACAGACAACUGACACUGGAUCAAAUUUCUAUGUGUGCAAUGAAUGUAAAGAAAACUUUGAGCAGAAGUCAGAACUCCUGGGAGAUCAGAUCCUUGACACUGCAGAGAAGCCAUAUGAAUGUAAUGAGCAUGGAAAAGCCUUUCAGCAGCGAAUAUCUCUCAGUAGGGAUCCAAGAAUUCACAAAGGAGGAAAAUCUCAUGAAUGUAGUGAGUGUGGAAAAGCUUUUCGUUGCAAGUCAUACCUAAUCAUACAUCAGAGAAUCCACACCGGAGAAAAACCUUAUGAAUGUAGCCAGUGUGGUAGAGCCUUUAGUGAUCCCUCAGGUCUCCUUUUACAUCAGAAAAUCCACACAGGGGAAAAACCUUAUGAAUGUAGUGAGUGUGGAAAAGCAUUUAAGCAGAAGUCAUCCCUAAUCAUACAUGAGAGAAUCCACACUGGGGAAAAACCUUAUGAAUGUAGUGAGUGUGGAAAAGCUUUUCCUCAGAAGCAACAUGUAAUUCUACAUCAGAGAACACACACAGGGGAAAAACCUUAUGAAUGUAGCCAGUGUGGAAAGGCUUUUUCCCAGAAGUUGCAUGUAAUCCAACAUCAGAGAAUCCACACAGGGGCAAGACCUUAUGAAUGUAGCCAGUGUGGAAAGGCCUUUACUAAUCAAUCAGGUCUCACUAGACAUCAGAGAAUCCACACAGGGGAAAAGUCUUAUAAAUGUAGCCAGUGUGGAAUAGGGUUUUCCAGCAAGUCAAACCUUAUUAUACAUCAGAGAAUCCACACUGGAGAAAAACUUUAUGAAUGUAGCCAGUGUGGAAGAGCGUUUAGGGAGAAGAAAUACCUAAUUGUACAUGAGAGACUCCACACCGGGGAAAAACCAUAUGCAUGUAGCCAGUGUGGAAAAGCGUUUAGGCUGAAGAAAUCCCUAAAUGUACAUCACAGAAUCCACACUGGGGAAAAACCUUAUGAAUGUAGUGAGUGUGGAAAAGCUUUUUCUCAGAAGUCACACAUAAUCACACAUCAGAGAAUCCACACCAGGGAAAAACUAUUUCUCAAAAGUCACUCAUAA
Messenger RNA from Ochotona princeps (American pika), 2118 nucleotides. RefSeq names its product zinc finger protein 260-like. Gene Ontology annotation, molecular function: RNA polymerase II cis-regulatory region sequence-specific DNA binding; DNA-binding transcription activator activity, RNA polymerase II-specific. The record is from RefSeq and is a predicted model, not a curated record. The transcript has 7 exons. The coding region runs from base 1 to 2118 and encodes 705 amino acids. Gene Ontology annotation, biological process: regulation of transcription by RNA polymerase II. NCBI's taxonomy places the organism in Eukaryota, Metazoa, Chordata, Mammalia, Lagomorpha, Ochotonidae. Gene Ontology annotation, cellular component: nucleus.